CGUCCCGGGCCCAUUGCAGACAGCCAGUACUUUGUACCGUAAGUUGCUCAGUGCAGCCAGAACCGCGGCGCGGCGGAGAACUCACGUUACUUCCCAAUGCGGAGCAGCGCGAACCAUGGGGAAGUGUGAAAACAUCGGGGAUGCUGUGAAGUCUCUUAUUGCCGGUGUCUGGAUCAUCGUCAGCGUCGGUUCCAGAGGUGUUCACGGCCAGAACGGAAAUGGGUGUGGACAUACUUUUCUGGGCUCUGACUCCGGCACUCUGGCCUCUCAGAGCUACCCAGGCACUUACCCCAGUGACGCGUGGUGCACGUGGCGGCUUCAGGUGCCAGAACCACGGACGCUGCGGCUGCUGUUUGGGGAUUUUGACAUUGAGAGUAGUCCAAACUGCAGCAACGGCUCUCUUGUGAUCACAGAUAAGACUGGAGAAACCCUUCUUGGUCCGGUGUGUGGGAAGCUUGAUGCAACACAGAGGAAUGUGACACUUAACAGCAGUGCAGUGACAGUACUGUUCAAGUCAGGCCCGCACCGCUCUGGACGAGGGUUUCUACUGUCCUACGCCACAGACCAGUAUCCAGAUCUUAUUUCUUGUUUACAACGAGGAUCUCAUUUUAACUCGCCACAUUUGAGUGUGUACUGUCCUGCCGGAUGCAAAAACGUGACAGGGGACGUGAUGGGGAACUCUGAGCAGGGUUACAGAGAUACGUCAGUCCUGUGCAGGGCAGCUGUCCAUGCUGGAGCUGUGGGUGAGAACCUGGGCGGCCGAGUCACUGUGACCCGUGGGAGAAGUCUCACACUGUAUGAAUCCACGUUUGCCAAUGGAAUCCUUUCAAGAAUGGGUCCAUUAUCUGAGAAGAAAUUGCUCUUCAGUCAAGAAUGCAACAACAUCCUGGCUGUUUCUGGUUUGAAUGCCUCAUCUUUCUGGAACAAACACAGUCAAGAGCACAGCAUGUUUGGUUCCUCUAGAAACAUGGAUCCCCAAACGUGGACAGCAGACAUUGAUGAUCUAAAUCCCUGGGUGGAGCUGGAGCUGAGCGAUAGAAGCAAUAUCACAGGAAUAAUAACAACAGGCUCCAGUGAGCACUACAUAGAAUCCUACGUUCUGUUUUUCAGCAAGGACAGGAAGAACUGGAAGCCUUACAAAGGUGCUUUCAGCAGAGAGAAAAAGCUGUUCCAGGCCUACACCGACGGCCACCUCAGGGUUCGCAACAGCUUGUUUCCUCCCGUGGUGGCGCGAUUCCUUCGGCUUCAGCCACUGCGGUGGCACGGCAGAGCGUCCGCUGCGGUCCGCGUCCUCGGCUGCCCUGUGGCCAGAUUCACUCCCCGAUCUCCCUCAUUGGAAGCUACAGAGCCUCCAUCCAGUAAAAGUACAACUACAAUGCAGCCAGGCUCCGCUCCCACCCCCACAGAUGCCCUAGAGUCAAGACUGAGCUCCAGUCAGCCAAUAAUGGUGGCAAUGGGGGUGGUCCUGGGACUCUUAUUCUGCGGAAGCUGUUUGUUGGCUGUCAUCUGGCGAAAGCGAAGGAAAAAAGAGUCACAAAUGAAGUACUCGCUACCUACAAGCUGUCAGAUGUUCCAGGCAAAGAGUCUCCCCUUCCCACAGUCACAGCUCAUCUCCUACCCUCUGGAGAGAAAUGUCCAUGACGCUCUACCCAGCCCUCCUCUCAAAGACUAUGAAUUGCCUGCUGCUCCAGCUACUGGACAGAAGAUUGGAUCAACGUUCAGACCCUCAUCAGACGAGGACUACACCACCCCCUUUUCCUUGAACCAUUAUGACGUUCCUGGUGACCUGCCAGAAUACGCCGAGCCACUUCCCCCCGAGCCUGAGUAUGCCACCCCAUUCAGUGAGCAGCCCUCGGAGUCCGGAGGCCCAUCACUGAGUGGCAUUCUCCACAAGACACACGGACCUUCCACACAGGCUCCUGCCAGCGGCGCCAAGAUGACGUCCAGCCACGCUCAGUAUGACUGCCCCUCACACCGGGUGCUAUCCAACGGCUACUGCACUCCUGCGCUACAUGCUAGCAGCCCGCGGCCGCCCAGUGCCGUCUAUGCUGAGCCCAAGUCAUGUGACUCUCUACUACAGAAGCGCACAUAUGAGAGGCCUUUGUGAGCACAGCAAACUUAGAAAUGCAGGAGACAAGGACUCUUGAGCUAAGAUGUGCAUUGGGACCAGUGGGACCAGUGCUAGACGGCGUUGGACUGGUCCUGACAGAAUUGAACGCCCGGGGAGAGAGAGUAUUGCUAUGCACUCACUGUUUGAGUUUACUACACAGAGUACAACAUAAUCUGAAAGCCAUACGGACACAUACAGCUACGUAGGUGAUCUAUAAAGUUCAGUGCAGUGGAAGGUUUAUCUGUGUCUCGGCAAUACUGUUUAUUAUUGUAACAUUUAAUUACAAGUUGCACUUUCAGAAAACACAUACAGAAAUGUGUGCGUCAGUCUAUUUAACAAGUUAAUACAAAAGUUUCAACAUGUUACUGUUCUGUACUGUAUGUUACUUGUUUUCACAAAUCAUUUUAUUAACAAUGUAGAAUUUCAUUAUUUUGUAAAAACAGAGAAAAGGAAACGAGCACUAUAAAUUGCACACUGUAAUAAAGUGGUAAAGAUUGA
Betta splendens (Siamese fighting fish) is the source of this 2608-nucleotide messenger RNA. RefSeq names its product discoidin, CUB and LCCL domain-containing protein 1. The coding region runs from base 116 to 2107 and encodes 663 amino acids. Lineage: Eukaryota; Metazoa; Chordata; Actinopteri; Anabantiformes; Osphronemidae. The transcript has 15 exons. The record is from RefSeq and is a predicted model, not a curated record.